CUUUUUCAAUAAAAUAUUUAGACAGAAAAAUUCUCAAAGUCUUGAUAGAUGAAGUAUUAUGAAUAGUGUGUGUAGUGCUGAAACAGUUAGGUUAUAAUCAAUUAAUCAAUAAGUCAGUACAUCUAGAGCUGCAACUAAUUAGGCUAUUUUCAUUUUUGAUUAAUCAAUUGGUUGUUUGGUGUAUAAAAUGUCAGAAAAUGGUCGAUCACUGUUUCCUAAACCUAAAAUGUCGACAAACAGCCCAAAAGAAACCAGUAAAAUAUUCACAUAAAAGAAACUGGAACCAGAAACUCAAAACAAUUACAGUUGGUGAUUAAUUUUCAGACGAUUAACUAAUCGAUUUAUCGAUUAUGGCUGCUCAUUGAGAGAACUUGCUUCUUUUCUCCCUUUUUUAAAUUGUAAAAGCAGUUUGAAGGUUUCAUCUUCAGCUCUGAAUAACAGUGAUGGACAUUUAUUCACUGUUUUCUGAUGUUUUAUAUACAGAAUGACUGAUCAUUUAAUCAAAACAGUCAUCAGCAGAUUAAUUAAUGAUGAAAAUAAUCAUUAGUUGCAGCUCUAGUUUCUAGAUUCUAGAUGCACCUGAAAUAAAAAAGUUUAAAAUGAACCCAUAAACAAACUAUGACAGCUGUCACACAAUAACCUCCAUUCAAGAUGCAUAUUUUAAAGUUUUCAAUACAAUCCAAAUAAAGUUGAGCAAUAAAUCAGAUGUAAAGGCAAUUUGGACUUAAAUCUCUGAGGUUUUUAUGCACAUAUAUAAGUUUGUAAAGAGCCAGCUGACUGUGGGAGGCAGGAUGGAUGGACAGACAGAUGGAUGAGGGUUUUUCUGUUAAUCAUUAAUAACCUGGAUUAGCCGCAGUCUUCUGUAAAUAUGAUGAAUGUGUCCACGGCUUCAUUGGCUCUGCCCUCCUGCAGCUCUGCUUUAUUAGUCUGCUGUUGCUCUGUCAGGUUUAUCAUCAGCGCAGAGAGUUUUUACACUUUUCUUUAGCUUCACAUCAGUUUGUAGAAACGGACAAAAAAUGCUGGACUUGAUCUUUUCCCGGAUUUGUUUUAAACUCGGGUUGGUUUAACAGUGUUUAAGGAUUCAUUUGUGUUCAGAGCUGGUUCACAGUUUCAAGGACAAAUGAUCUGCACUGGAUUGUUUUUUCACACCAGACUGACUUCAGUUUUCUUCUUUGGUUAAUUUUUUUUUUAAAGUCUUUAUAGACGUCUUUAUGUCACUAUGCCAAUGAAACGCAGCAGUGAGAGCUCAGCCAGGGAUGGAGUGUUUCUUAUUCACUCUUUAACCAAGACUUUGUGCAGCUCACCAGAGGAAACACGCACAGACUUUAAUGGACAGACACACUUUCAUCAGGAGGAUGAUUCUGGGAUUAAAUCAGAAGCAGAGGACAGUAAUGAGACGCCGUCCUCUGAGGAGGACCAGGAUCUGGUGGACUAUAACCCGGAUCUGACCGUCAAACAGAGCAUCUCUUCCUCUUCCUCCUCUUCCUCCAGGAAGACCAUCAGUCAGAUCAUCAAAGACAAGAAGAAGCAGACACAGCUCACACUGCAGUGGCUGGAGGAGAAUUAUAUAGUGUGUGAAGGAGUGUGUCUGCCUCGCUGUAUCCUCUACGCUCACUAUCUGGACUUCUGCAGGAAGGAGAAACUAGAGCCAGCCUGCGCUGCAACAUUUGGAAAGACGAUCCGACAGAAGUUUCCUCUUCUAACGACAAGAAGACUGGGAACCAGAGGACACUCCAAAUAUCAUUACUAUGGGAUUGGCAUCAAAGAGAGCAGUGCUUACUAUCACUCUGUGUAUUCUGGGAAAGGUUUGACCAGGUUUUCAGGGAGCAAACUCAAGAACGAGGGAGGUUUCACCAGGAAAUACUCACUGAGCUCUAAAACUGGAACAUUACUCCCAGACUUCCCCAGUGCUCAGCAUCUUCUGCUGCAGGGAAAUAUCUCCAGAGAAAAGGUGGACACUCUCAUCAUGAUGUAUAAAACACACUGCCAGUGCAUCUUGGACAAUGCCAUUAAUGUCAACUUUGAGGAGAUCCAGAAUUUUCUGCUUCACUUCUGGCAGGGAAUGCCCGACCACCUGCUGCCACUGAUGGAAAACCCAGUGAUAGUCGACAUCUUCUGUGUCUGCGACUCUAUUCUAUAUAAGGUUCUUACAGACGUUCUGAUUCCUGCUACGAUGCAAGAGAUGCCCGAGAGUCUGUUAGCAGAUAUCCGCAACUUUGCCAAACACUGGGAGCACUGGCUAGCCUCCUCCCUGGAAAACCUCCCAGAAUGCCUUGCAGCCAAGAAACUCCCAAUUGCACGCCGCUUCGUCUCCUCCCUGAAGAGACAGACCUCGUUCUUACACCUGGCACAGAUAGCUCGUCCAGCGCUGUUUGACCAGGCCGUGGUCACCAACAUGGUGUUGGAUAUCGACAACGUAGAUCUCAGCAGCAUCAGCUCACAGCCUUUACUCAGCAUCACUGCGACAGGCGACCAGGACCAAGACAUCUACUCUGAGUAUGACUCCAUCACCGUCUUCCGGGAGCUGAAAGAGCUGCUGAGGAAGAACGCCACGGUGGAGUCCUUCAUCGAGUGGUUGGACUCUGUCGUGGAGCAUAAAGUCAUCAAGCCCGGUAAGCAGAGCGGUCGGUCGGUGAAGAAGCGAGCUCAGGACUUCCUGCUCAGGUGGAGUUUCUUCGGCGCCAGAGUGAUGCACAACCUCACACUCAACAACGCCUCCAGCUUUGGUUCCUUCCAUGUGAUCAGGAUGCUGUUAGAUGAAUAUAUCCUGUUGGCUCUGGAAACUCAGUUUAACAACGACAAGGAGCAGGACCUACAGAACCUCCUGGACAAAUACAUGAAGAAUGCAGACGCCAGUAAAGCAGCGUUCAUGGCCUCUCCCAGUUCCUGCUUCCUAGCCAAUCGCAACAAGGCCAGUGCUGCCAUUGACCAAUCAGUGAAGAAUGAGUCUUUGGUAGAACACGCCUACAUGUCUCUCUCCACCAAUCAGCAGCAAGGUCUGGAGACGAGCACUGUCGUCUACCAGGGGACGGAUUCUGUUGGGUUCACAGUUUCAGGUGGUCAGAUGGACUUCUCUCAGGUCAGCGCCCCCCUCAUGACGCCCCCCAUCUCUCCGGCAGCGUUGGUGCACCGAGGCUCCGUCAUCAACCAGGGGCCGAUGGCGGGGAGACCCCUGACGUCUUCCUCUUCUUCCUCCUUGUCCUGCUCCUCCUCCUCUUCCUCCUGCCUCUCCUCUCUCAGCGCCAUGACGCAGCCCAGCCCCUGCGCUUCCUACCCGGAGACCCUGUACCACUGCUUACCUCAGACCAGCUCCGGUUACUUCCCUCCAGCCAGCGGCUCCUCGACCUCCGUCUACCAGCCUGCACUCAGGCCUCAGCCUCAGAGUCAGUGUCUAGCUUCGGUUCAGACCUCGUCCCUGGCCUACCACCUCUCCCGGUUCCCCUCCUUCAAUGACCAGCACCUGACUAAAGACGUGUUCUACAGUCAUCAUCAUCCAUCGUCCCACCAUCACUCAUCCAACAGCACCAACUGCUCCCUGACACCUUAUGCUUCUGCAGUCCGACCCACAUCCAGCUACAGCUCAGGCACGGAUCCGGUCCAGACUGAACAGGGGCUGGAUGCUCCGACAGCAGCCCAGAUACUGGACUCAGCAGAAGGGUUCAGCUUUGUGGGGGCCGGGCUGAACCCUUCCGGCGGUGGGUGUCAGGGACAGACGUACUCAGCUGCAGGACACAGUGGUUACUAUGGCAACAGCAGUUACCUGGACAGCCAACGGAUGACAUCACUGGUUGACCAGCACGUAUCUGUCAUCAGCAGCGUCGGCAGUCUCCGCCCGUUCCCUCCAACGUACUCCGAAGUCCACGAUCCGCUCAACAUCCUGGACGAACCGGGAAGGAAGACAGGAGCGUACUUCACCGAGGCCGAAACCGGAGCAGAUCAUUCCCUUCCCUCGGCAGGAUCUGCUCCCUGCAUGUACGGCGUUCCCUCUCCGUUCACCUCUCAGGACGCGCUGCUCUCCCAGCAACGUGUGCCGUCAUCUUCAGACGUGCAGGAGCUGGUGUCCUCGCUGCCUCCCAUCAAUACCGUCUUCAUGGGCGCAGGAGGAGUACAAUGACGAUGAAAACGCAAACUUCUGCCGGAGAAUGGUCCUGACGUUCAGAGUCCAGCUCCCAUCAGAGCAGCCCAGAUCCAGAAAGUAUGCGUGUGCACAGCGGAGAAAGUGAGAUGAACGACAUGUGACAAAGACACUAAAGUCAAACCCUGGACGUCCAAACUGUAGGUACAACAUGAGCGUUAGCUUGGGAAGCCACCAGGACACUUUAUCCAUCAGCAUAGAAAAACAUUUUUACUGGAGAAGACCUUCUUGUACGUCUAUACACCUUAUAAUAUUUAUUUAUGAAAAGGGAACAGUAACCAAACUAAUAUAUUUCAGAUAGAAAGAGAUUUAUUUGUAUGAAAAUAUAUAUUAUUACUUCUUCUAUGUCCACUUCUGUAAUUUUCCCCAAUUUGGAAACGAUGACAAACUGCUUUUGUUCCUGCAGUACAUGAUGCCUGAGGGCUUCCAUUUCCUCUGUGUGUGAGUUGUUGUAA
Thunnus maccoyii (southern bluefin tuna) is the source of this 4590-nucleotide messenger RNA. It is a transcript of the gene rfx6, whose product is annotated as regulatory factor X, 6. Lineage: Eukaryota; Metazoa; Chordata; Actinopteri; Scombriformes; Scombridae. The record is from RefSeq and is a predicted model, not a curated record. Gene Ontology annotation, biological process: regulation of transcription by RNA polymerase II. Bases 1220 to 4114 code for a protein of 964 amino acids. Gene Ontology annotation, molecular function: DNA-binding transcription factor activity, RNA polymerase II-specific; RNA polymerase II cis-regulatory region sequence-specific DNA binding. The transcript has 20 exons.